AGGCAUCCACUAGGGAUCUUGGAAACUAUCUCCUGAAGACAAGAGAGCAGGGGGACUACUCUGAAAGAAACUGAACACAAUUUCCACACUUAUAGUCUGGAAAAGAAACCACAAAGGAUAUUUGAAAACCAUGUGAUGUGCAACUUCAAGAGACUGCCAGUAUUCAUCUGGAACAAAGCUUGUUUGCACUAAAAAGCAGUUUAAUAUUCGUAAAGCUAUGGUGAACAAGACCAGAUGAAUAUUCUCUCCAAGAAGAUCUGAAAAACAGAACAAAACAGUUUUAUCUUCUCGUGGGAGCGGUUCUGGAGACCACGCAAAGUGAGGCUGGCAUCUUCGCGUCCCCGCUCCAUUCCGCACUUGCUUAGAAGGCCUCCUCAUCCCCGGCCGCCACCUUCCUGGGGCGGAAGAAAGCUGCAGGAGCGCGCUGCUCGUCCAUCCACUAAGUUUGGCUUCUGCGAGCAGCCGUCGCUCGCAAGCCCGGAAGUAACUGGGAACUGGCAACUUUGUCUCUACCACCCCAAGAGGUGGCUCGCCUGCGGUGUUCUUUCGCUGUUUGCGAACCGAGAUUUGAAGAGAUUUCCUGGAUGUGGAGUGUGGCUUUCCAAAACCACUUUUUCCUUGUGCUGUAUUUCUUGCAACAAUGUUUAGGAGAUUGACUUUUUCACACCUGCUUUUUACCACUAUCCUUGGGAUUGCUGGAGGAGUAUAUAUUUUUCAACCAGUAUUUGAACAGUAUGCCAAAGAUCAGAAGGAAUUAAAGGUGCAGUUGGUACAAGAAUCAGAAGAGAAGAAAAGUUAAUACUACAUGGAGUUAGGCCAGGCGCGGUGGCUCACUCCUGUAAUCCCAGCACUUUGGGAGGCCGAGGCGGGUGGAUCACGAGGUCGGGAGUUCAAGACCUGCCUGACCAACAUGGUGAAACCCUGUCUCUACUAAAAAUAUGAAAAUCAGCCGGGCUUGGUGGUGUGCACUGUAAUCCCAGCUACUCGGGCAGCUGAGGCAGGAGAAUCACUUGAACCUGGGAGAUGGAGGUGGCACUGAGUUGAGAUCACACUGCUGCACUCCAGCCUGGGCGACCCAGUGAGACUCCAUCUCAACAAAAAGAAAACAAAUACUUCAUGAAGUUGAACCGUAAUAAUUGCUUAAAGUUCCAUUGUAAUUAUUUUAACUUUAAUCUAGCAAAAACAUAGAUGUAUUUAAAAAUAAAUCAUGGAUAAUGAUUUUUUAACCUAA
This is a messenger RNA of Piliocolobus tephrosceles (Ugandan red Colobus), 1231 nucleotides long. RefSeq names its product PIGB opposite strand 1 (gene PIGBOS1). Lineage: Eukaryota; Metazoa; Chordata; Mammalia; Primates; Cercopithecidae. The transcript is spliced from 3 exons. The record is from RefSeq and is a predicted model, not a curated record. The coding region runs from base 641 to 799 and encodes 52 amino acids.